AUGUCAAGUCUAGCUGCACAGCUAGCACAAAAUGCAUCCCUAAACGCUUCUCUUUUGGUCGAUCGAUCCAAACGAAAACCCACCGUUUCAUACCUCUUCACUGGCCGAGAAGCAGACCAACACGACUUAGACGCUAUCCACGCCUUGGGAAUCAACUCGCUGCUGCAUUUGGCUUCUGUGAGGCCUGGCCUGAAAAAAUAUGAAGAGAUCCUCUUCUCCGAGAGAGCAAGAGAGACAGAUAGGACUAUGCUUACGAAGGAGAAUGUGGAGGAACUGAACGAGGCGAUCGAGGAUUUCUUGUUGCUAUUGGGACCUUACUUAAUGGAGGCUCCUGCAACGAAAAUUUUGGAGUGGCUUGUAAGGAGGUUCAGGAUUCACGAAUUUAAUCUCGAAGCUGUUCUUUCUCUAUUCCUUCCCUAUCAUGAAUCUCCGCACUUCGCAAAAAUGGUCACCAUCUUGCAAAUAAAACCGAACUCGACAUGGAGCUUUCUCAUUCCCUACAAAUCUGCUGCUCAGAAGCUGCCUCGCGUUUCUCUUGUCACCGAGAUGCUCAAGAACGAUGAAGUCGCCCGUUUCGUGGCCUCUCUUCUCCCCACCGGUGUUAAAAAGGACCUGAUUCAUCGCACUUUGGUUGCAUUCUAUGCGGCUACUAUGCAUGAGUUUAUUACGCGAAGCAAGUCUCUCAAGGAGGGUACAGUUGCAUAUAUACUCCCGGCGCUGCUCGAACCUCUGCAGCGAAAGGUGAAACUGACGUCGGGGGAUGUUGUACUAGGAAGCUACAUCCUCUUCUCCGCACUGUCAAAGAAAUGUGAAUUGUCCGCUUCCGCUCUUAACAUCGUCGUUGGUGCCAUGGCAUCUUCUGCCCAGACGGUAAAUCCAGAUCAAUUCGUCAAUUCCCUUGUCGCCGUCUGUGAACCACAACCCGAACUGGAGCACCUUUCGGAUAAGACACUGAAUGCCAUUCUUCAACUUUCCAAGGUGAAAGAAUGCUUUACUUCAACUAUGACAUGGGUUGGCUGCGAGAAGGUCCUUUCUCCCCUGGCCAGGGGACUCAGUAACAGAUUAAAUGAUGAGACCGCUGUUUCGUUACUAGAAGCCCUAAUUGCCAUGCCCUCCAUUUCUCUGGCUGUCAUCGAGGCUUUGACGUCAACCCUACUCCUCAUCAGCAUCAAGCAAGAUAAUGGAACAGAAACGAUCGUCACUGCUCGUCGGCUUCUAUCAUUCGUGCAGCAACGCUAUCCAGCUGUACUACAGAGGAUUGCCGAUGGGCUUUCUGAGGACGAGGAGUCAAUCCCACUGGCGAUGGGCCAAUUAGUCAUCUCCUUAUCCACAAUUCCUGGGAUGUCGAGUGGCAUCGAAGAUUUCGACACAAUUACUUCAUCCUCCAGUGCCGAUGAGAAAAUUCGAACAGCCGCCGUCAAGAAGUUGCUCAAAUCGCUUUCAGGCAAGGAACUUACGGAACUUAAGGAACUAGAAUCUAUUCGAGGUGUGCUUACUGCUCGUCUUCAAGACGACAGCACGGCUGUUCUUGGAGCUCUGUAUGGAAACCCAAGUACCAUCACCCAGGUCUUCCUCUCGGAUCCGAAGUUGUACCUCUCAUCAUUACGUACUGCGAUGACGUCCCAACCCAAAACCAAGCGGGAUGCCCUCCGUCUACAUCUCACGUUCCUAUUCUCCCAUUUCUACAGUAGCGCAGAUCAGGCAAUCAAGGACGAAGUCUUUCACGUGCUCGUCUUCCCGUUAUUGCUAUUCUCCAAAUCCAGGCAGAAAACGGCGGAGCUUGUAUGGGACAUCGUUAGCGAGCAGCUCGAAUCGCAGUCAACGAAAGGGUCGGUGCUUUCGGAGUGGCUCGCAGGAUGCGCUAAACUCGUCAAAGAGGCGGUAGUGAAGAAUGAUGGCGCGGAUUCCGUCGAGCGGAUGAAUCAUACCAACUUCGCUGUCGCAGGCAAGAUCGCAGAAAACAUUCUUGCUUCAAACCGCUUCUCAGACUACCUCAUCACCCUCCUUGGCAAAUUGCAAGACUGCAGCGUGCAUACAAAGUUGUUUGCUUACUUGAUCAGCCUGCUUCUGAUCAGGAAGGCGUCGGGCGACCACCAACUCGACGUUGCCCAACGCAUGCUGGAAGUGAUGGAUUUGAAGCGACUUUCCGGUGUCAAUGAUCUAUCGCAGGAACAUCUCUCGCUUGGAUCUGCUGAGGACGUUUCGUUUGGCAGAUAUGCCGUCACCAAGCCUCACAAUGCGGCUGCUUUAAGUUGGCUACAAGUGUAUAUGAUCGCCACGAUUGCACAAAUUGCGAAGCCACAUGGCGUUGUCCUUGACUGGUUUGCGUCUGCGGAGAUUGGAUCCACCAGCUGCGGACGGCGUUACGUUCGCCUUAUGCGAUCCAUCUAUCGACUCGCAAACGCCUCGACGACCCUACCCGUAUUGUCUUCCGCCAUUCUUCAGUUGCUAUUUAUCAGCCUGCAAGAUGGCGCGUUGGCAUUCUUAGCCGGCAUUUGGACAGCCCCGGCCACCGACGACUUGAAGGAAUCCAUAGGCAUUUCGUUACUUCACGCUGCUGCGUUCUUAGAGGCGCAUAUACAGGAAGAUGAUGGCAUAGAUUUCCAGACCAUUUUACCGGCCGUCCUUGUUGCUCUACAGAGUUCAGAUGCUCAAGUCCGGGAAGGUGGUCUAGAAUGCAUUUCCAGGAUCAGGAUACUGAAUGAACGGUGGUUGUCGUCGAUCUAUCAGUUUGACGUUAUCUAUGGACAGGGUGAUAAUACCCUCCAAUACUUAGAUCAGAGUGAUUUGAAGCGUUAUCUGAACGACCUCGUGGGGCAUCGCGACCACUUCGCAAACGACGCGUCUUAUCUCAAAGUUUUCCAUGAGCAAUACUUGGGUCGUGCCAAAUCAGAAAAAAAGAAGGAUGUUGACUAUAAACACCGCGUGAUAUGCUACAUUCUGUCGCAUGUGAAUGCCAUGUCUUCGGAAUCUGCCCAGGUCGCCCUUCUCAAAUCUAUCGCCACCAUCGCUGACAAGGCGAAGAGUCAAAUCCUGCUUCCAACAAUCCAAGCCCUGGUCGAAAAGGCGUCCAGGUCACCAGCUCCCACCAUCUUUGUUUCCACUUCAGAAGAGCUCACCACGCGUACUUUGAGUUGUCUGGAUGCUACAGCCGCUGAACAUUUGAAUGCAUCGACUCUGACAUGGGAUAUCUUCACACAAAUGGUCCAGACGUACCUUCGUCCAGGCACUCCACUGGCCGCUCAGCAAGCCCUUGUUCACGGUCUGGAGAUGGGCUUAUUCUCGGCUCUGAAUGAGCAGAACAAGAUCACACUCUGCGACAUCCUGCUGGAACUCGGUUCGAAGGAUCUGUCCUCCAUGUCACUAGCCAGAAACUUGCUCUCGAACAUUCUCGUCGAUGUGUCGUUGAUCAUUCACCUGUUGGACAUCCUAUCCCCUGUCGGACCGCCCUCCAGUCCAAGAGUCAGCAAACGGGCCAAGACCUUAGAAGCUCCAAAAGACACUCUGCCUCGUCUGAGUCUCUUGGCCGAAAUACUGGGAACCAAGUCGCUGCCAGGAGAUCUUGACCUUAUUUCUCGCCUGCUAGACACCCUCAACCAGGUUGUGCAAUCUCUCCCUCCUACGCAAGCCGAGGUCAGCUACAUCGAGCAACUCCUGAUGUCUGCUAUCGAGAGCGCCGCUUCCAAAGUCAUAGAGGCCCCAAACCUAUCGCCGAGCGUAAUCAGGUUGGACAUUCUCGUUGAGGUCAUUCGAGUCUGCGGUAACCCUCAAACCUUCCAUCAAGCCCUCCUUCUGAUUGCAAAUUUGGCCCGUUUGGCGCCUGAAUCCGUUCUUCUCAAUGUGAUGCCCGUCUUUACGUUCAUGGGUUCCAAUGUCUUCCAUAGAGAUGACUCCUACAGUUUCAAAGUUGUCCAACAGACAAUCGACGGAAUUGUUCCUGUCAUGGUCUCAUCGUUGAAGAAGGCCCAUUCCCAGCCUCUUGAUCUAUACAUCGCUUCAAGAGAUUUCCUCCGUGUCUUCACGGAUGCGGCAACCCACAUUCCACGUCACAGGCGCAACAACUUCUUCGCCCAUCUGGUUGAUGUCCUUGGUGCUCAUGUCUUCUCCGCUCCUCUAUGCAUGCUUUUACUUGAGAAAACUGCGAACCGUAUUACCCGCCAAUCAUCCGAGGAGAUUCAAAGCUCUCUUUCUCUGCCGAUCUCCGUGUUCCAGCAUUCGGUUUAUGCCGUUCAGAUUCAUACUGCAACUGAAAUAUUGAAGGAAAGCCAACGACUCCUCGACCAUGUCAGCGAUCCUAAAUCAAUAGGGCCCUUCUUUUUGGAAGGAACAAUUGAUAGUGAUCAUUUGGUUUCAUUCACAACUGUAAUGAAACGGCGUCUCCAGGCAUUGAUCAUCUUCAUUGGGUUCGCCCUCAAGGCCAGAGUAACCUCUCCUGGAGCAUUAGAAAGACCUACAAUGAGCAUGGUAAUUGCUCAGCUCAUAAAGCUGGCUACAUCUACUUCGAGCGAGGUCAAGACCGACGAGGUGUCGGAGGUUGCCCGCCUCUCUCUCAGGAGGCUGCUGGUUUCCAUGUCUGUCGUUGACUUCGUUGACGUCAUAAAUUCAAUGCUAGAAUCCCAGGAUGUCAAGAUCCAAGCUGGUGCAUUGGAAUUAUUGGCAAAGAGAUUGCCUCAUGCAUCCUCGAAGAUGCGCUCAAGCAUUAGCGCUGUGAUCAAUAAAAUCCUGGUUUCGAUCAAGAACACCCUUACCAUUCAGAGAGACAAUCAAGUGACCACAUUUGCUUUUCAAUCCAUGAAGUCCAUUGCAGCAACCCUGUGUCCAGGCGAAGAAGGACCAAUGUCGGACUUGGUUCCCUAUGUCUUGUCUGGGAUCAAAGAGCAGGAAUUAGUUUCUUUUGCACUUUCGGCGGUAGCAUCAAUCAGUAUUAAAUUAGGGCCCCGUAUUAUUCCUUUCUUCCGUUCAAUCGUUUCCCAUUGUAUUGCCAUCCUGCGCGGAAAUGACACAGUCUUGUUCGAGGAUGCACUGGCGAUUCUACACGGGUUGUUGACGACUAUUCCGACAUUUUGGGGCAGCGGUGACGUGACUGAGGUCGUAUUCUUGUACAUGGAUAAAUUUUCAUUCGUCCCGACUCCGCUGUCGUUGGCAUUGUCAAAUUUGACCAAAGCUCUGACGAAACGAACGCCUUCCCAGACCGUUCUUCCGGCCGUCUUCGAGAUAUGGACGAGACUACUGACAUCGAAGAAUCUGACGCAAAUAUCCGCGUAUUUUGAAGUUGUAGGGCGUACCCUCCAACAUGCUGAACGCCCGACAGUACUGGAGCACCUUCGAACUGCCUUCAAAAUCUUCUUGGAAGCUCUAGACAUUGUCAAGGUUGAUGAGCUGGCUGAAAUUCGAGUCAUUUCUGCUUUCAAAGAGCUAGUCGUGAAGUUGAAUGAAGCUGCGUUCAGACCUCUGUUCCGUCGCCUUCACGAUUGGGCAUUCGCGGGAGAGAUUGCGGACAACCAACGGAGGACCAGCUUCGCCCGCCUCUACAUAAACCUCCUCGAUUUCUUCAAGGGGCUUAUGGUCCCGUACAUGGCGAUCACGUUGCAACCAUUCAGCAAUAUCUUGAAAGAAUUCUCCACCUUGGAAGACCUCUCGUUAUGGCUGGCUGUAGUUCGUACAAUUACCCGGGCAUUGAACUAUGACGAUGGCGGGUUCUGGCGAGAUGACAAGCUACGGCAAAUUUCAUCGGGUCUAACAGGCCAGAUAGAGGUCUGCAUUAGAUUGAACUUCACAGAGGGCAAAUCAGAAUUGCAAGAGUGUUUGGGAGUGCUCAUUGAGAAUGUCACGGAUGACACCCUCCUGAAGACUGUAAACCUAAACAUCUUAAUGCACACACGUUCAGAAGAUCCUCGGGUUCGCAUAUUCGCCCUGUCAUGCUCAACAGCUCUGUGGAGUUCGUAUGGCGGGAAACUAAUUGGAUUUGUGGCAGAAACGGCAACAUUCAUCGCAGAAUGCAGUGAAGAUGAAAAUGACGUGGUUGUGAAAGAGUCCUUCAGACUGAAAAAUGCUGUGGAAAAUGUAGUAGGGAAGAUAGAUGGGCUAUGA
Molecule: messenger RNA, 6090 nt
Organism: Cyclocybe aegerita
Lineage: Eukaryota; Fungi; Basidiomycota; Agaricomycetes; Agaricales; Hemipholiotaceae
Source: the annotation of a GenBank genome assembly